This is a messenger RNA of Vidua macroura (Pin-tailed whydah), 4586 nucleotides long. It is a transcript of the gene SREK1, whose product is annotated as splicing regulatory glutamic acid and lysine rich protein 1. The transcript has 12 exons. The record is from RefSeq and is a predicted model, not a curated record. Gene Ontology annotation, cellular component: nucleoplasm. NCBI's taxonomy places the organism in Eukaryota, Metazoa, Chordata, Aves, Passeriformes, Viduidae. Bases 414 to 2417 code for a protein of 667 amino acids. Gene Ontology annotation, molecular function: RNA binding.
CCCGGGCAGCCGACGGGCCAACCAGGCCAGCCCCUUGCCCGCCUCGCCUUCAUAGCCGCCGCCGCGCGCACGGAAAAGCGCGAGGCAGGGGCGGGCCCUCACGGACCGCGCCUCUUCCUGGGCGGGGCGCGGCCCCGCGCCGGUCCCGCCCUACGCACGGCGGCCCGGCCGGCUCCAUAUGAGGUGGCUCCUGGGGAAGCGGCUCUUGGGGAAGUGAGUGAUAUCCAAGCCGCGGGCGGGCCGAAGGCCUCGUUGGCAGGGGCCUCCAGUUCCUCUGAGAACUCUUCUGGGAGCAACCGAGUGCACCACUAGAGCGCCCGUCCGCGGGGCCGCUACGGCCGGUGGCGCGCGCCCCUCUCGGUGGGCGGGCCCGCGCCCCCGGGUGCGCGCGGUAAGGCUGGGCAGGCGCCGCCAUGAUGAACAGCGGCGGCAUCGGGGUCCCGUUGGGCUUCCCCCUGGGCCCCACGUCCGUCAUCCAGGUCACCAACCUUUCCUCGGCCGUGACCAGCGAGCAAAUGCGGACGCUCUUCGGCUUCCUGGGAGAUAUUGAGGAGCUGCGUCUCUAUCCCCCAGACAACGCACCUCUUGCUUUUUCCUCCAAAGUAUGUUAUAUUAAGUUUCGUGAAGCAUCGAGUGUUGGUGUGGCCCAGCAUCUAACUAACACGGUUUUUAUUGACAGAGCUCUGAUAGUUGUGCCCUGCGCAGAAGGUAAAAUCCCAGAUGAAGCCAAAGCCCUGUCUCUACUGGCGCCUGCUCCUACUAUGACAAGUCUGAUGCCUGGUGCAGGGUUGCUUCCUAUACCUACACCAACUCCCUUGACUACACUUGGUGUUUCACUUGGUACUUUAGGGGCUAUACCAGCAGCAGCAUUGGAUCCUAACAUUACGGCGCUGGGAGAAAUACCACAACCACCAAUUAUGGGAAAUGUGGAUCCAUCCAAAAUUGAUGAAAUCAGGAGAACAGUCUACGUUGGAAACUUGAAUUCCCAGACUACAACAGCAGAUCAGCUGCUUGAAUUUUUUAAACAAGUUGGAGAAGUCAAAUUUGUGCGAAUGGCAGGUGAUGAGACGCAACCAACACGAUUUGCUUUUGUGGAAUUUGCAGACCAAAAUUCUGUACCUCGAGCUCUUGCCUUUAAUGGAGUUAUGUUUGGAGACCGGCCACUGAAGAUAAAUCACUCCAAUAAUGCAAUAGUGAAGCCUCCUGAAAUGACACCACAAGCUGCUGCCAAGGAGCUAGAAGAAGUGAUGAAGAGGGUAAGGGAAGCCCAGUCUUUUAUAUCUGCUGCUAUUGAGCCAGAGUCUGGAAAGAGCAGUGAAAGAAAAGGCGGUCGAUCUCGUUCCCAUUCUCGUUCAGAAUCCAGGUCUAGCUCAAAAUCCCGAUCUAGAAGGAAAAGAUCACACUCAAAACACAGAAGUAGAUCUGGCAACAGAUCUCUCUCAAGACACAAGGACAGACGCAGAUCCCGAAGUCCUCUGAAAAAACGGUCUAGAUCUACGGAAAGACGGAAAUCAAGAAGUCGCUCUCGUUCUCGGGACAAGAAAAGAGACAAAGAAAAGAUCAAGGAAAAAGAAAAGGCCAAAGAAAAAGAGAAAGACAGAGACCGAGACAAGGAGAAGGAUAGGGAUCGAGACAAAGACAGGGAAAGAGAGCGAGAUAAAGAGAGAAAUAGGGAGAAGGACAAGGAGAGAGAUAAAGAGCGAAGCAAAGAUAGAGAGAGAGCCCGAGACAAAGACAGGGACAAGGAUAAAGAUAAGGAAAAGGAAAAAGAUAAAGAUAAGGAAAAAGACAAGGAAGAGGUAGAUCAGAACAAAGAAAAAGAAGAUACUGAGAAGGACAGAGAGAAGAUUAAGGACAAGGAGGGAGAUAAGGACAAAGGAGGGGACAAAGAAAAGGACAGAGAUAAGGAAAAAGAUGGGGAUAAGGAGAAGGAGCGAGAAAAAGAGAGAGAUGAUAAAAAGAAGAAAGAUAAGAGAUCCCGAACACCCCCAAGAAGCUAUAGCUCUUCAAGAAGAUCUCGUAGCUCCAGCAGAGAAAGGCGUAAAAGGAAGAGCAGAAGUCCCUCCAAAUCUCCUAAAACAUCAAAAACAGCAAAAAGAAAGUCUUCACGAACUCCUUCUCCAAGAAGAAACAAGAAAGAAAAAAAAAGAGAAAGAGAUACAAAUAAUGAAAGAAGAGAAAGAGAACGCUCCACUUCAAAGAAAAAAAGUAGUAAAGAAAAAGAGGGAAAGGAGAAAUCUGACAAAAGCACCACUACUUUGAAGGACAAAGAUAACAAUAAAGAAGAUCAGAAUUCAGAAACUGACAAGGAAGUAGACAAUAGAGAUACACAAAGGACAGAUGAAGUCAAGCUACAACAGAAUGGGAAUUGUCAACCAAAUGAGGAAAAUCUCUCAAUUAAAAUGGAAGAGGUUUAAAGCAAAGAAUGGACUUCUAAUUCAAGUAAGGAAUGAAAUCCAAAGCAUUUUGUUUCCCAGAAUGAGGAAGAAAAUGUCAAAGCAAUCAACCUGAAUGUGUUGAUAGUACUAGUAGCUCCUCCAGUUCAUGUGAUAGCUUUGUUGUCUUCUUGCUGUAAAGCAAGAGAGCACAGACCAGUAGUUAAUACCAUGAAAAGGUAGAUGCCAUCAGAACUAUUCAUCUCUGAAAAUCCAUGCAUUUCCAUGAUGGCUGUACUUGUAAAAUGAUUUAUGUUAAGUUUUGCUAUAAGCUGUUACAAAUAACUAGAAACUGAAAGAUGUAAACCUGUACUUCCCAAAAAAGCUGAAGAUAUGCAUUGAAGGUUGUUUAAAAUACUGCUUGUUGAUGACUUCUGGAUUGUUCUACCCUGUAGGUUAAAAAAAUCCACAAAAACUUUAAUGUGUGCUGUUUGAUGUGCUUGAAAAUGGUGCAUAAAUAUACACACUUUCUUUCCUUGUAAAUGACAACUGUGGGGAAAGGGGGUUUUAGCAUAAACAUGUUUUUACUGUUCUACUGUUCUUAUGUUAAAUAGAUUAGUAUGUUUUUCAUUUGCUCACUGCUUGAGAUUCUUAGGAUUUAUUAUUUAAAAUAAUUUCUUACUAAUAUCCUUGAAAUUAAUAUUUCUUAUAAAGUAUUUGAACAAUGCAUGCGCUUCUUCUGUUCCUAAAAGGAACAUUGCCAUGUUAUAGAUAUUAGGUUAGCUUACAGGGCUAUUUUGGGGUUGUUUUGUUUUGUUGUUUUCUUUGUCCAAAGAGAAGUGAGCACAUCUGUAUGAUGAUACCAUAACUUACAGCUUUGUUUUGCAAUGUACUGCAGUGUGUCUGUUCAGCUGAGAAUAGUACAGGUGCCAUUAAGAAAAUAAAUUUUUCCUUUUUGUUAAAAAAAUAUGGGAGCACAAGCAGAAGCUUUAGUGCCUUCUUAAAAUGUGGUAUUUUCUAGAAAUGUAUACGUGCUGUUACACAUUUUUAGCUAAAUCUUAUAUGAUCUCUCUUGCUACUUUGCCACCACCAUACUGUAGACAAAAAUGCAAGUGACUUGCCAGAAUGGUUGUUUGAUUCAUUUGUUAAAAUAGUGAAGCUCCAUUUUACUUUUAUUUUUUAUUCUUAGAAGAGAUUUAUAAAUAAGAGAAAAGAUGUAAUUUAGGGACCACCACUGUACAAAAGUAGUAGCUGAAUACAAAGUGUGCUCUCAUCACCUGCAUCAAAGAAAGCCCUUAAGACAUUUAAUAUACAUUUGGAUGGCCUUAAUUGUUACCUCUCUGUUAUUUUCUCUGAUACCUGUUUGGUGAUAUAAAAGGAAUGGCAUGCAGAGAAAUAGGGGAUAAAUAAUUUGAGGAAGAAAGUUCUAAUUUAUGCAGGGCUUACAUAGUAGAGAUUCUUUUAUCGUUUUUUGUAGAGAAAGCAUGCAAGAAGAGAAUGACAAAACAGGUGGUUUUGUCAUGGCAGAACAUGGCUUUUGUUCUUUGAAGUAAUUUAAUCGGUUAUAUGAGAUUUCUGAUAAGUUACGCUUUUAAGACAUAAUUAUAGCUAAAAUCGUGUAGAUUAUUUUUACUACAACUUAAUGCAAUCAAAUUAUUAAUUGCCUUACCUCAUGGGAAGUGUUAUUUCUUUCAGUUAAAAUAAAAAACUAAGUGUAUUGCCUGUUUGCUUUCUACUUGUUUUACUUUAGCUCCACAUAGUUAGUUUUUUCAGUGGAAGGGAAGCAUAUUACAGGGAAUGAAAACUUUGCCGUACUCCUAAGGUAAUGAAAUCAAAUUUGAUUGUGAAGCUGCUUAAUCACUCCUCAUUUUCUGUAAGGUUUAAUGUUCUUGCCACUGUGUACAUUUAAGACAACAGAAAAUGCUUUACCAUGUAAAGUAUAGAACAGCCAUUUUUGUGAUCUUUUAGCCACAUGCUGUUGGCUGGUAAACAGCUAAUUCUGAUAAAAGAAUAAAAAAUCUGUAUGCUUACAGGAAGACUGAAAGAUUCUGUUUUGAAACAACAGCUGUCUUAUUUAUGAUGUGUAAGUAGCAUAGAGCAAAGAGAUUGUUUGUAUACUUGUUAUCUUUGGUACCAUUUCACUAAUAAAGUAAGUAUUUUAGAGGGAUGUUUCUACUGGUACAUACUUAUUAAAGGAGUAUUUUUAGACCA